This is a messenger RNA of Chara braunii, 1389 nucleotides long. The record is from the annotation of a GenBank genome assembly. Lineage: Eukaryota; Viridiplantae; Streptophyta; Charophyceae; Charales; Characeae.
GUAGAGGAUUCGAACCCUCGAGCGGGAGUCUGUAGAAGAGGGCGAAGAAAAAGAGAGAGAAGUUAAUCUCUUGUGGAGAAGGAGAUGCCGGCCGCCGUAGCCGGGUCGCAGAGGGGGGGCGGUCGGGGUGCGCUGUCUGCUACAGGGUUCAGCACUUCGGUAGGAGGAGGGAGAGGAGGAGGAGGAGGAGGAGGAGGAGGAGGAGGAGGAGGAGGAAGUGGAGGUGGGGGAGCAGGUGGGGGAGGCGCGAUGGGUAGAGCGCGUUUCGUUCGGCGUCGUAGCAUUUCUUCAGCCGCCGCCUCCUCGUCUUCUCCCGCGGUCACCAACUCAGCGGCUGGCGGCGAUGGCGGUGCUACUGCGCCAGGAAGCCAUGUUCAUCGUCGGCGCGCAGCGCCUGGCCCAGCGGAUGAUCGGCUUCUGGCGGAAGAUGGGGAGGGGGAGUCGAUGAGGGGAAUGGCGGACGAUUCGCGGAGGGGGGAUUCGUGGAGUGACGCACGCGCUGAUGACAAGCUGAGAGAUGGAGAAGGCGGUCGCGAUCCGGACGAGGGAGGGGGAGGGGAAAGCGAUGGCGGUGAGCGCGGCGGCGGGGCUGCGCCGAUGAAGGCGCGCCAGGGGGAUAAGAAUGGCGAAGCGGAGGACGAUGAUGCUGUUGAUGAUGAGAACGAUGACGAUGAUGACGAUGAUGAUGACGGCGAUGGCGAUCAAGGCGAGGAUGAUGAAGAAGAGGAAGAUGAAGAAGAAGAGGAACCUCGACUCAAGUACCACCGAUUGGGAGCCAGUAUUCCGGACCUUUUGAGAGCGGAUGAGGCGAGUUGCGUUCGAGUCUCGCAGAAGAUCGUAGGGCUGGGGACACGUGGAGGGCGUGUCCACGUGUUGGAUAUCCACGGGAAUGAAAUCAAACGGUUCACCUCGCACAGAUCAAAGGUGACGGGGUUGAGUUUUGAUGCCGCCAACGAAUACGUCGGGAGUUGUUCGGAUGAUGGUGCAGUUGUCGUUCACGGACUGUACUCCGAUGAACAUGAGAGGUACGAGUAUGGGCGUCCGAUGAAAGCGGUAGCUCUCGAUCCGGAGUUUGUCAAACCUGCAAAGGGCAAAAAAUUUGUGUGCGGAGGAGCCGCUGGACAGCUGCUGUUAAAUUCGCGGGGCUGGCUUGGAGCGCGAGAUCAGGUGACAGAUCCAAUCAUAUACGUAUAUAGUCUUUCUGCCAAUCUUCUGCUUCUUCUUCUUCUUCUACCCUCCUCCUCCUCCUCCUCCACCUCCCCGCAAGGCGGGGUCAUGAGGUUAGCCCCCUGAGGAUGAUCGGAGCGCAACCGAUCGAAACGCGUCGGGGAAUGUGCGCGAGAGCUGAGACGAGUAUGCGCGGCUUUGUAAUGAAGAGCUUUCGAUGCG